Messenger RNA from Sinocyclocheilus grahami, 651 nucleotides. It is a transcript of the gene hspb11, whose product is annotated as heat shock protein, alpha-crystallin-related, b11. NCBI's taxonomy places the organism in Eukaryota, Metazoa, Chordata, Actinopteri, Cypriniformes, Cyprinidae. Gene Ontology annotation, cellular component: centrosome; intraciliary transport particle B; cilium. The transcript has 5 exons. The record is from RefSeq and is a predicted model, not a curated record. Gene Ontology annotation, biological process: multicellular organism development; intraciliary transport. The coding region runs from base 6 to 527 and encodes 173 amino acids.
UUCAAAUGAACCGAUUCGCGGAAAUGAGUCGGCUGCGACACAUCGGGCUUACCUGUUGCUUAGCAACUCGUGAAAAUUCCUGCCUCUGGCAUAUUUCUGCAUGUAAAUAUCUAACAUCCACAAUGCUGGACGCUGCUUUAAGUUCAUACGGAGCACAGGUCGUGCUGGCUACAUCGAGCGAUGAGAAUCACCCACCGGAGAACAUUAUCGACGGAAAAACAGAGACUUUCUGGAUUUCAACUGGCAUGUUUCCACAAGAGUUUAUUAUCCGCUUCCCGGACAACAUGAAGAUUUCCACGGUCUCCAUUCACAGUUUCAACAUCAAAAGGCUGAGAAUAGAAAAAGGCACAUCAGACGAUGCUGAACAAUUUGAAGCGGUUGCAGACACCGAGUUUGAGCACACAGAGAGCAGCCUACAGGCUAAUGAUAUUUCUGUAAAUGUAUUAAACACAACACACUUACGGUUUCUCAUACUGUCUGGAUAUGAUCAUUUUGUCUCUGUUCACAAAGUUAGUGUACAGUCAUGAGAUGAUCUCCAUCUGCCAUGCCUUUUUGUAAACUCACAUGGAGUAACCAAAGUGGAUCACUGUAUAGUUUUCUUAACAAAUAAACAUUCUCCUAAUUUCUAAGUCUCCCCCAGUGUUGUUAACU